Thamnophis elegans (Western terrestrial garter snake) is the source of this 2074-nucleotide messenger RNA. RefSeq lists its product as uncharacterized. Lineage: Eukaryota; Metazoa; Chordata; Lepidosauria; Squamata; Natricidae. The record is from RefSeq and is a predicted model, not a curated record. The transcript has 3 exons. Bases 282 to 1691 code for a protein of 469 amino acids.
CAGCCGAUUUAAAAGCAGUAUACUAGCAAAGAGAGCCCCCGACAUGAGGGAUUUUUUACAGAGACGUAAAAAUAAAAUACUAUAUUUGCAAAGAAAACCGCCUUUCUUAUAGUGACAGCGAACAGUUCUCUGCUGAUUUUCCAAGGCCACAAAGCGAUCGACAGAGUAUUGUACCACAGCAGCACCCAUCAAGCCAUGCACAGGAUGUACAAGGGCAGGAACACGAACCCCAACCAUCAACAUCUCGUGGAAUACAAGAGCCUGUUUGUAAAAAGUCAAGAAUGGGGGCUGACAUCCCUCAGAGGACGGUAACAGACAGUGACAAUACCAGUGAAGAGGAUGUUAUGUCAGGAACCCAAUCAGCAGAUGAGGGGGAGGCCUUGGAAGACUCUGCCACGUUAAGUGCAACAGAAGCCCCAGAGGUGUUCCUCGAAAGAAUGCAAGCAUGGCAUAGAAACUUUGAGAAUUUCACGGCGACAGAAUACUAUGAACGUUAUAGAUUUGUAAAUAUGGAAUAUGUUCAAUCAUUCACACAAGCUAUAGAUAUUAUUCAUAAUGAGAUACAGGGCCUUUUGAACCGUAUUUCCAGAGAGAUAAGACCCAAUGAUUUUAUACAAUUGCGGAUGGAUGCCGAGGAAUUAGGGAGGCCCUUAUUUAGUGUUAGGAGGCAUCUGGAGGAUUUAACUGCUGAUCAGUUCCUUAGUUAUGUAGAGAAUUUAUUACAGAGCAACGUUGAACUCUUGUGGAGGAAUUCUUUGGAAUUUACAGUCACUAUUGUGAAGAACCGGGAGGGGGGAGGUCUUAGGAAAUUAGGAACAGUUCUAUUCAGUAAGGUAUUGGAGAAGAAAAAACAGCACCUGAUUGAUUUCAAUGUGGAGGGGAUGUUUCUGUGUUUUGCAGGCAGCCUGCUGACAUUGUUAGAUAACGGGACGUCUACUAAACAAGAAAUUAUUACCAGAGCUGUGGACCUACAUAAAACCCUGGGUAUUCCUACAGAUCACAGAAUUGACUUUUCACAGAUACACUUAUUUGAGGACUACUUCGGUAUAACUAUAAAGAUCGUGUUAUACCAUGAAGGGGGUUGGAGAUUUUUUGUAACAGGAGGGUCCCUGGAAGUAAGAGUAGAGUUUAUGCUGUUACACGACAGUCAUUACUAUGGUGUAAAAAACAUAAAAGGCUUCAUGGGUGCUCGUUACUUCUGCAAGAUGUGCCACACAGCAUAUCACCAUAAAUUUAAGCAUGAUUGUCAAUAUUUUUGUCGAGCCUGCACAGGCUUAGAAUGCCGCAAAUUGCCAGGCGGGAGUGUGAAGUGCCAAACGUGCAAAACGCUUUGCAGAUCUAAGUCAUGUCUUGAAAUGCAUGAACGGCUGGCUUCGGAAGGAAAAAUUAGUUGUGAAGCUAAUGUAUUUUGUUCCAGGUGUGGUAUAUAUGUGCCUGUCCCACACACCGAAUGUAAGAAGGUAACGUGCGGGCAGUGUGAUGCUGUAGUAGAUAGCUUGGUAGGUCACUUAUGUUUUCUGAAAAGGCUUUACAAACCAAAUAUCGGUGCCAGUUACAUUGUGUAUGAUUUUGAAUGUUGUCAAGAAACAGGAACACACAUACCAAAUUAUGUGUAUGCUAUGGACAUGCUGGAUGGUCAAGAGGUUAGAAAGUGGGAAUGGUCGGAGUUAAAUGUCUGGAGGAAUUUGUGAAAACGUUUGUGCAGCCUAAGUUUAAGGGUUCCACAUUCAUAGCCCACAACUCCAAGAGUUAUUAUGGUUACCUAAUCCUCAGGCAGUUGAUUCGUGAAAAGGUGAAGGUACAACUCUUAACUCAAGGAGGCAAACUGUUAUGCAUAACCCUGCCUAUGUUUCACAUACGUUUUAUCGACAGCCUUUCUUUUUUACCAAUGAAGCUUAGUAAAAUGCCAAAAGCUAUGGGUUUUCAAGGCUCCAAGGGUUAUUUCCCUCAUUUGUUCAACACUGCAGAGAAUCAAGAGUAUGUUGGAACUUUGCCAGAAGCCAGGUAUUAUAGUCCUGAUACCAUGAUGCCUGGUGAGAGAGAGGACUUUGAGAAAUGGUAUGCGGCUAAUAAA